AUGAAGGUGUUAGAUCGUCUCCGGCGAAUUUUCACAGGUGGAUCCGAAUCGGCACAUGAGCGUUUGAGAGAAGAAAGUACAGCCUAUGGGGCGGCGCCCUCUGACGGGGCAAGCCAGCGAACGGUCUCCAAUGAUUAUACCGAAUUGCGAUCGGGCAAUGUUUUAUGUCCAAGCUGCAAAGGAACCGGCCUAAUCCCGAGAGAGCUCGAAGAGACCCUCGUCGCCCUGAUCCCUUUGAACGACGAUCGUUUGAAGCCAAAACGCACGGUCUGGUGGGUGCUUCUAGGGAUAGCAAUCGUGUUGGUGAUUGCUUUUAUCGUGGUCUUCAUGCUGAUACCAAGGGCGGUCGAUAUUAUGGCUAAUCAAUCUGCCAUCGACCUCGUUCAUGUCGUCGAGCAUUCGGCCAUGCCCGACCCAAAAGUCAAAUUCCAUUUCUUGAACUACGUCCACGUCGCUAAUCAUAACUAUUAUUCGGUUAGCGUGGUCAACACCAGCGCCCAAGUCAUUUGCAAAUUCCAGCCGUGGAACAGUGAAGAAAUUGGGCAAGGCAAGAACUUGACGACGUUCAACAUCGGCCCGCUGAGCACGGAUGGGAAUCGGCUGUAUUUCAACAACUCUGUUGAAAUUACGGGGGUGGCAGCGGAAUAUUGCCAGGCUCCAUUCUCCAAGCUGACUUCUCUGUACAUCAACAUGCAAUUCAAUGUCAUCGCUCUCUUUGAAUAUUUCAAUCAUCGCGAACAGGUGACAAUCUCGAUGACGCAGCAGGUCUGCUGCGUACCGAGCGGCAACUGUACAUCACGC
Messenger RNA from Mesorhabditis spiculigera, 801 nucleotides. NCBI's taxonomy places the organism in Eukaryota, Metazoa, Nematoda, Chromadorea, Rhabditida, Rhabditidae. The record is from the annotation of a GenBank genome assembly.